AUGACAGAGCGUGAGAGCUCGCUGACCACAGUACUGGAUAUGGGCUUUGAUGCGCAGCGUGUGGACUGGGCGCUCCAGUCGACGGACGGCUCGCUUACGGCGGCGCUCGAUCAUCUGGAGGCGCACCAGGACGAGCCUAUGCCAGCCCAGACAGACCAGUCGUCCGAGGAGGCGAGUGCCAAAUCGAUCCAAUGCAAUGUGUGCCACAAACUAUUCCGCGAUAUGGAUCUGGCAAUGUACCAUGCUGAAAAGUCGGGGCAUGAAGACUUUAGCGAGAGCCAAGAAGCCAUUCGGCCCCUGAGCGAGGAAGAAAAGAAGCAGCGCUUGGAAGAGAUGCGUGCCAAGCUCGCGCAGAAGCGAGCGGCGAAAGAGCAGGAAGAAGCGCGCGAACGCAAGGCCAAUGAGCUUAUUCGCCGCAAGGCAGGGCAAGAUGCAGGCCAGGCGCGUGAAGAGCUGGAGCGCAAAGAACGCAUAAAGGAAGCAGAGAAGAAACGACGUGAGCGCUUGGAAGAGAUCGCCGCGAAGGAGCGCGUUCGACAGCAAAUUGAAGAGGACAAACGUCGGCGGGCCGAGAAGGCCGCCCACGAAAAGGCCCUGCGUCAAGGUCUCGUCACGGAUGCCACGUCACAGCCGGCUCCGCCCACACCACUAGCGGCCCAAUGGCCGAAAACCAGCAGCGCCACAGAGACGCGCCUGCGUGUGCGUACGCCGACAGGGACGUGGAUGGGCACCAUGCACGUCACUGCGACGCUGCGCGAUCUGGAGCAGGCCGUCGUAGCUGACGGCAAAGGGAAUGGCACACCGACUCUUACGUUUUCUACUACAUUCCCUCGCAAGUCGUACACUGAGGCGGAGAAAAAUCAGUCGCUCAAAGAAUUGGGCUUGGUGCCCAAUGCCGCACUGGAAGCGCAGUAG
Malassezia pachydermatis is the source of this 915-nucleotide messenger RNA. Its product is annotated as dna-binding protein. NCBI's taxonomy places the organism in Eukaryota, Fungi, Basidiomycota, Malasseziomycetes, Malasseziales, Malasseziaceae. The record is from RefSeq and is a predicted model, not a curated record. The transcript has 7 exons. Bases 1 to 915 code for a protein of 304 amino acids. Gene Ontology annotation, molecular function: protein binding.